AGAUGCAGUCUUAUCAAAUAUGGCUAGACAUCAAAAAUUAGACAAUAUGCUUGAUGAAAAAUUUGAUUCAUUAUAAAAUAAAACUAUUUAAGAUUUUUUAGGUUUGUYGAAGUUGAUAUAUGUUUAACUAGAGUUAUGAGAAUCAAAGGAUAUUCAACAGCACCCGACUUAAACACAAAAAAAAGUCGUCUGGGCUGCUCUGUAUGUAAAAAAAAAAUCAUUAAUGAUACUCCAAUUGAAAAUUGUUCAUCAAAACCCUGGAUUGAUAAAAAACAUAUAAAAAACAGUGUUCCUGUAAAAACUAAAAAUUGUGAAUAUAUUAAAUUAGCACCAACUGAUAUGUUAAGUCCUAAGAUUAGGGAAUGUUACUGUAAUUAUAUGGAACAAAAAAAAAUUGAAUCUUUUCCAAAAUUAAUAUGUUCGAAGCGUUUUAAAACACCACAUCUGACUGAUAUUAAUGAAAAGUGGUUGCAUGAAAUAAUUGAAUUCAGGCGUCUAAAUUGGUUUGAUUGUCACGCUGAUUCAUUAAUUGAUGAAAUUUGUGAUCAAAAUAUCAUUCCUCUAAAUAUUUCUAACGAAGACAAACCAAAUUGUUAUCCUCUAAAUAAUUCAAUAUCAUUAACUUCUACUCAUGAUAAUGAAUUAAGAAUUGAAAAUCCAUUUGUAUAUUUGGAAAAUAAAGCUGCAGUUAAAAAACAUCUAAAUGUACGAAACCAGACUACUGUUUCUAAAUGUACUGGUAAAAAAAAAAAUCCAAAUGCAGUUAAUAAACCUUGGAUACCACCACCAUCAUCAUCAUCACUUCAUUAUAAAUUUUAAUUACUUGAUUUAAGUUUGAAGUAAUAAUGUAGAUAUCACUCUUAUAAUUUUUUUUUAGUUAAAUAGAAAACUUAUUAUUGUUAAGAUUACCUAUGCAUAUAAUGUAAUAUGUAAUAUAUACUGCAGUAGUAUAGUAUCAUUAUUGUAUAUUACUUUUAUUUGCAUGUUGCAAUAAAUAUUGUUCUACAAGUAWACAACCAURAUAGGUA
Diuraphis noxia (Russian wheat aphid) is the source of this 1028-nucleotide messenger RNA. RefSeq lists its product as uncharacterized. Gene Ontology annotation, molecular function: nuclear estrogen receptor binding. Lineage: Eukaryota; Metazoa; Arthropoda; Insecta; Hemiptera; Aphididae. Gene Ontology annotation, biological process: positive regulation of cell cycle G1/S phase transition; positive regulation of intracellular estrogen receptor signaling pathway. The record is from RefSeq and is a predicted model, not a curated record. Gene Ontology annotation, cellular component: MLL3/4 complex.